Molecule: messenger RNA, 1647 nt
Organism: Exserohilum turcica Et28A
Lineage: Eukaryota; Fungi; Ascomycota; Dothideomycetes; Pleosporales; Pleosporaceae
Exons: 1
Coding region: 1-1647 (548 amino acids)
Molecular function (GO): flavin adenine dinucleotide binding; NADP binding; N,N-dimethylaniline monooxygenase activity
Source: RefSeq, a predicted model, not a curated record
AUGUCUGCACCGCAUUUAAACGGCACAAGUACUGAAAUCAGCGCCGACAUAAUCAUUGUCGGGACUGGGUUCAGUGGAUGCUAUGCUCUCCACAAACUACGACUGAUGGGAUACACGGCCAAGAUCCUCGAGGCAUCCACGGGCUUUGGCGGGGUCUGGAGAAUCAACCGCUACCCAGGAGCGAGGGUUGAUAGCGAAACGCCUUCAUACCAAUUGCGCCUGCCGGAAGUCUGGCAGGAUUUCAACUUCUCGGAGCGCUAUCCCGGCCAUGCUGAGCUCCGGAGAUAUUUUGACCACAUGGGCAAGGUGCUUGACCUGCGGAAAGACACGUAUUUCAACGCUAGGGUCGAGGAAGCCAAAUACGACCCGGAGAAGAACUCCUGGAGCUUCAAGGCUCAUGGACUGACGGCUACAUCUACGUAUGCAGUGUUUGCUGUGGGAUCGUCUUGUGACCCAUACAUUCCGGACUGGCCGGGAAAGUCCAGCUACAAAGGCCAGAUGAUCCAUCCGGCUUCCUGGCCCGAAGACUUCGACGCGCGAGGCAAGAAGAUUGGUGUUAUCGGACAAGGAGCGUCUGGACUGCAAAUUGUACAGGAACUGGCCAAGGAAGACUGCGAACUUUCCGUCUUCAUCCGUACCCCAUCAACGGGGUUUCCCAUGAACCAAAAGGCCAUAUCUAUCGCCGAUUCUGACAAUCUGAAAAGCUACUACGGCGCGAUUCUUGGGUUCGCAAAGCACAACACAGAGACUGGGUAUCCUUACAAUCAGAAUCAAGCUAGUUGGACAGAUGCGACGGAGGAGGAGCGCCAACGGCUUUACGAAUGGCUUUGGCAGCGAGGCGGGUUCGUCUACCUAGCUUGUAAUUUCCGCGAUACGCUGGUGAACAAGGCGGCAAAUGCCAGUGUAUACGACUUUUGGGCGAAAAAGGUAAGACAGAGAAUCAAAGAUCCAGUCAAAAGAGAGAUUCUGGCCCCGGAGAAACAGGAGUACUGGAUCGGUGCAAAGCGACCCAGUCUGGAGCAAGACUACUACGAAUCCGUCGACCGGCCCAAUGUCACCUUGUGUGAUCUUAAGAAGACACCCAUCCAAGAGUUCACCGCUCAGGGUAUUGUGACGGGAAGAGAAGGUGCUAGUAAGCUCUGGGAGCUGGACGUGGUGGUUGUAGCAACCGGCUACGACAACCUUACGGGUAGCCUGUUCAAGAUGAACAUCCAUAGCAAAGACGGCGUCAAACUUCAAGACAAAUGGAAGAAUGGAAUCAGCACACACCUAGGCAUGACGGUGCCCGGGUUCCCCAAUGCAUUCCUCCUGUAUGCACCACAGGCACCCAGCUCGCUUGCUAAUGGACCGCCCUUUGUCGAGUUGCAGGUGGACUGGCUGACACAGCUUUUGGAAAAGCUUCGCAGUGAAAAAAUCGAGUUGAUUGAAGCGUCGGAGAAAGCUGCGGAAGUCUGGAAGGAACUUGUUUGGACCCAUUACGGAAGAACACUGUCUACCGAGACGGAUUCCUGGUGGGUGGGAGCAAACAUUCCAGGCAAGAAGCGUGAGCCAUUAGUUUGGUUCGGGGGCAUCCAGUCGUGGUGGGCCGAAUGCCAAAGCGCGCUACAAGGAUGGGAAAAUUCAGGAUUUGUAGUUAGGAAAAGCUAA